AUGAAGAAGAGGAAGAAGAGGAGCCAAGCUCGAUCGAGCGAGGCGAACCCAGUCGAGUGGAGUGCUCCUGAUGGCCGUCUCCCAUCUCCAGACCACGACCUUGCCUCCCAGUCUUUUGGAGCAUUCUGGAGCAUAUGGGACAGAGGAGCAUGGAGGGACUUGGCACAUGGACGCAGCUCAACUGGAUACGCAAAGGAAGAAGGAGAAGCCAUCUUGAAGACCAGCUCGACCACCUCAACUCGACCGGCCAAGCUUCAACUCGAUCGAGCUGAGAAGUCAACAGUCAAACCCGAAAAAUGUUGCUUCCCCCUUGACUUUCCUUUGACCCUAAACCUAAAUCCUCUUGUCUUUUGGAGCAUUCUGGAGCAUAUGGGACAUGAGGAGCAUGGAGGGACUUGGCACAUGGACGCAGCUCAACUGGAUACGCAAAGGAAGAAGGGAGAAGCCAUCUUGAAGACCAGCUCGACCAUCUACUCGACCAACCGGUCGAGUUCCUCAACUCGACCGGCCAAGCUUCAACUCGAUCGAGCUGAGAAGUCAAAGUCAAACCCGAAAAAUGUUGCUUCCCCCUUGACUUUCCUUUGA
This is a messenger RNA of Microthlaspi erraticum, 585 nucleotides long. NCBI's taxonomy places the organism in Eukaryota, Viridiplantae, Streptophyta, Magnoliopsida, Brassicales, Brassicaceae. The record is from the annotation of a GenBank genome assembly.